Molecule: messenger RNA, 2830 nt
Organism: Parnassius mnemosyne (clouded apollo)
Lineage: Eukaryota; Metazoa; Arthropoda; Insecta; Lepidoptera; Papilionidae
Source: the annotation of a GenBank genome assembly
AAUGAGAUUUGUUUAUCAAAAAUACCAUGGCAGGAGAGAAAGUAACACAAGCAAUUUUUUUGAUAUGGUCACUUUUACUGACAACUUCAUUAGGAAGACAAACAAAUUUUAGUAGUUUUCCACCAGAUUUUGAAUUUGGAACUGCGACUUCUUCGUAUCAAAUAGAAGGUGCUUGGAAUGUCGACGGAAAAGGGUGGUCGAUGUGGGACCAUCUCGUUCGUACAGCCCCAGAGAGCAUAUACGACAACACAACAGGGGAUAUAGCAGCAAACUCUUACUACUUAUACAAACGCGAUGUUGAAAUACUUAAGGAACUGGGCGUCAAUAACUACAGGUUCUCAAUUUCAUGGCCGAGGAUCCUUCCUUACGGCAGGCCCGACUACGUAAAUCCGUACGGCGUCGCAUAUUACAAUGCACUAAUUGAUGAAUUAUUGGCGAAUGACAUCAAACCGUUUGUUACGAUCUACCAUUGGGAACUACCACAGAAUUUAAACGAGCUAGGAGGCUGGCUUAAUGAAGAUAUAGCGGAUUGGUUCGCCGAUUACGCGCGGGUGUUGUUCGAGAACUUUGGCGACAGGGUCAAGCAUUGGUUGACGAUUAACGAGCCGGAUGUCCAUUGCUACUUUGGUUACGAAUCGGGCUCGCACGCUCCAAGAAUAAUCUCCCCCGGUGUCGGGUACUAUGAAUGUGGCAGGAAUAUACUACUAGCGAACGCCAAAGCGUAUCACGUUUAUGAUGAAGAGUUCAGAGCGUCUCAAGGUGGAGAGAUUGGAAUGGUUAUAAGUAUGGAAUGGCCGAUACCAAAAACCGAUUCUGCAGAUGACCACGAGGCUGUUCAAGACUUUAUCGCGUUUAACAUUGGUCAGUACAUGGACCCAAUAUUCUCGGAAAAUGGUAACUACCCGAAGCGUCUCAUCGACCGCGUGGCAGCGGCGAGCACCAAACAGGGUCUGAACACCUCACGCCUACGUCCGUUCACCAGUGAGCAGAUAGAGUAUAUAAAAGGUACAGCAGAUUUCCUCGGACUCAACCACUAUACCAGCAAGUUAGUGUACAGGAACGAGUCCCUCGAAGGCCGGUUCUCUGUGCCUUCGAAGCAUGAUGACGUUUACAUUGACGAACUCAGACAUCCAUCUUGGCCUGUUGACACAGGAUUUGUGCACGAAUACGCUCCAGGUUUCUACAGCUUGCUCAUUUAUCUUAAAAACACCUACAAUAAUCCUAAAAUAUACGUAACAGAGAAUGGUUGCUCUACAAGUACAGGCCUAAACGACACAUUUCGAGUACAGUACUACCGGAAUUACCUUAGUGCGUUAUUAGACGCUUUGGCAGAGGGCGUUAAUGUCAAAGGAUAUUUCGCCUGGAGUUUGAUGGAUAAUUUUGAAUGGAGUUUCGGCUAUACUUUAAGAUUUGGCAUCUACGAGAUUGACAUGAAUGAUCCGGAAAGGAAGAGAGUCCCGAAAAUGUCUGCCUUAGUGUUAAAGGAAAUUAUAAGAAGUAGAGUAAUUGACUAUAACUAUGACGUUGAUCCUUAUGCUCCUUCGGGAGCGUUCGUUCGAACUGCGUCAAUUUUCACUAUCAUACUACUGGCAACACUAGUAAUUAUUUUAAGAAUCUACUAAGACGUAUUUCUUAGCAGCCUUACUAAGUUUUGUAACUAUUAAAAAACCUAAUAAAUAACUAAGCUUAAGAAAUAUUGAAGUGCUGCGCAAGUAUUUGACGGUUUGGUAACGGUAGCCAAAAUGAGGGCAUCCACGACUUUUUCUGCCACCAGGGUGGCGCCACUAGAAAGUGAGGUAUAAUAUUUGACAGAUUUCAUAGCGGGGAAGUUAAUUUGUUCGGAAAAUGUAAAAGUUAUUGUUUCUUUCUGUACUAUUAGCUAUAUUUUAUAUUAAUAACAUUAAAAAUAAAUAAAUUUUACGUUUUAGUCUUCGCCCAUAAAUCAUCACAUGACCAUAGAUAAAUAAAUAUGUAGCAAGCUACACAUGACAUGAAUAUGUCCCGUUGUCUAAGUCUAUGCCCGUUGUAGGGAGUAAUCAUAGAGAUAUAUACCAAUGGAGAGGGCAUAUUCCACUAUAGAAAUAAUAGUUAUACAAAUAUCUAUAAUAUCGACACACACUUAUCAAAAAUAGUUUCGUCUCUUUUUAACAAAGCAGUAGCUGCAAUAGAAAAGAGAGACCUACAGUUUGUAAAGUGCUUAUUUUGGUAAUACUUUCGUGUGACGUCAUUAGCUCUUCCUUGCGUGACUGCGCCGCCAUGUUAAGCGCCAAGUUUUGAGGUAGAUCUGCUGUCAAACUGUCAAAAAAACAGUGAAAUAGUGUCGUACACUCUUAUCUACAGUGUCGAUAGAAAUUAUUUAAUAAAUUAAUUUUGUACAGAAAUGAAUAUAUAAUAAUAAAAAUAGUUUAUAAAUCCUGGAUAUCAUAUUUCAUCCACCGUUACAUGAUCAUGCUAGAUUUUCGAAUUUUAAAUAAACAAAAUUAAUGUACCAACGAAAAUAAUUAUGUUUUUCAUUUAAAAUCUGAAUAAAAAUAUUAAACAUGAUAUCCGGCAGGACCGAACAUGCUUAUAUAACUUACCAUUUGUGAUCAAUUAUGUGCAGAACGUUCCUAUGUACCAAUUAAUAAUUAAUAAGUAUUGACUCUAAAAACAGUUUAUUUAAUAGCAAAGGUAUUUGGUAUACAAGCAAAAAUAUUCGUUUUCCCACUACUCUGUCAAUAUUCAUUUUUAUUGUGUGCGUUAUAACUUUUUAACUUUGUUCACAUUAAUAUAAAACAAAACGUGUAUGUGCACUUAUGUACGUAUGUAAGAAGUUAUACUUCUUUAGCGU